This is a messenger RNA of Eriocheir sinensis (Chinese mitten crab), 3444 nucleotides long. RefSeq names its product proton-coupled folate transporter-like. Gene Ontology annotation, cellular component: membrane. Gene Ontology annotation, biological process: transmembrane transport. The transcript is spliced from 7 exons. Gene Ontology annotation, molecular function: transmembrane transporter activity. NCBI's taxonomy places the organism in Eukaryota, Metazoa, Arthropoda, Malacostraca, Decapoda, Varunidae. The coding region runs from base 152 to 1936 and encodes 594 amino acids. The record is from RefSeq and is a predicted model, not a curated record.
GCCAGCUGAUAACAACACCAGCAAGUUGCUCGCCGUUGAGCGAGAUAUUCAAGUUACUCCCAAGACACCGCAUUUUCAUCGACGGCCUGCCAGAACGGAAAGGCCAAAUCGAGAUAUCUUUACACGAGAGGCGAGAUAACGACACGGAGAGAUGGAGCACGUGGCGAAGUUUUUGACGGGCGCCCUGCGAGCCACGACUGUGGAGCCCGUGAUGCUGGUGGACGGGGCGUGUAAGGAGGCCAUGCUUCUUUAUACAGAAAAUGUUCAGAUGAACAAGAUCUGUACCGUCAAAAUGGGUUACUCCUCCGAGGUGUGCCAGAACCUCUCUGCUUACGAGGAGGAGAACGUGGCCGUGCAGCGGGAACUGACGCUGUUCACCUUCUACAACAGCAUCAUCAUGUCGGUGCUGCCGCUCAUCUACGUGCUCUUCAUGGGCGCCUGGAGCGACAAGUACGGCAGAAAGAUUCCUAUGACCAUCACUCUCGUGUGCCGACUCCUGUUCGCUGCGGGCUACCUCCUUGUCAACUGGCAAACCAGCUGGCCCGUGGAGGUGCUCUACCCGGUAACUUUCCUCGAGGCGAUCGGCGGAGGCAACGCCGGGAUGCUCUCUUCUUCCCUCAGCUAUAUCAGUGACAUAAGUCGAGAGAAGGAUCGUACGUCGCGUCUGAGUACUGCUAGUUCCCUCUGGUACCUCGGGGGACCCAUGGGCACUCUGCUAGCCGCUGUCCUCAUCAAAAAUGGUGGCUACAACCUGCCUCUCGGACUAGUGUUCCUGACCUACAUCGCCGCCGUCUUCUACGUCGUGAUGUUCAUCAGUGAGAGUCACGGCCCGUCCGCCAAGAAGGAGCUGCAGGCCCGCGGCUCCCUGCAGCCCCAGGACAGCAUCAUCAAGAAAAAGAGGGUGCCGCUCUGCACCAUGGUGAAGGACUUCUUUGACUUCCACCGAGUCAUCGAGUCCUUCAAGACGGCCAUCAAGAGGCGCGACGGGAGCAUGCGUGCUGUGCUGCUCGUCGUUCUGGCCGCCAACAUGCUGCGCCGCGUUGCUCGAGGCUUCUUCAUGUACCAGUUCGUGCGACAAGUGUUGCAGUGGGAUGCCUCUGAGUAUGGCUACUGGAUCACCUACCGCAACCUCCUGGCGGCUCUCGGGUCGCUUUUCCUUGUGCCUCUGUUGACAAAGAAGCUGGCGUUCUCGGACACGUCGUUGGUGGUGCUUGGAUCUGCCUCGCUCAUCCUCGAGUAUCUGAUGUACGGCCUCACGAGCGGAGUGUCCAUGGUUUUCCUGAUGUGGCUCGGACCGCCAGCCGGACUGAUGUCAAACGCAUCCAUCAUUGCCUUCAAAUCGAUGGCAACCAAACUGGUCUCGAGGCAAGAAAAAGGUCGCGUCAACGCCGUGAUCGCUGCCCUCAACGGCCUCAUGCCGAUGGUGGGCUACGCUGCCUACUCCCCCAUCUACUACCACACCGUUGACACCUUCCCCGCCGCUCAGUUCUACUUCGGCGCUAGUCUCAACCUACUCAUCAUGGUGGCUUUCUUAACGAUUGGGGCGGCCUUGGUUUCCGAGUCAUACGACACCGAGGACCUUGAGAAGGGCGGUGAUGGGCACAAACCCAACCUCAUCCACGGCCUGAAGAGGCGCUCGUCCGUAACCCUCAAGGCCAUCGUCCGUACAUUUAGCGUUCCGGGAGGUAAAAACGUCGUCAGGAUUCCUUCUCCACAGCCGCCACAAUCCCAAACCUUGGAGGAGGUAGAGGAAAGAGAUUCAUCGGAGGGCGCGGCGACACCCUCACGCGAAAGAUUUGCUGCCUGUUAUUCCAAUGCUAUGACUGACGCCGAGCUAACAGCGACCGAGGCUGCUGGCAAGGAAGCCGCUGGUCCCCCCGUGGUCCCAGUGCUCACCGAGGAAAAGAAGCAGGCUGUUGGAUCCACCACGUGCUGAUGAGCUGCCAUGCAAAAUAUCUGCGUGUCUUCUCUCAUCUCAGGAAGGGCUGAUGGCUACCAACGCACCGCGUUUUCUCGUAUCAUAUCAUCACCAAUAACAUUAUCAUAACUUAUUGCGUAUAUUUAUGUGUGGGUGUACCAAUUAUUUAUGUGCAUGAAUGUGUACUUGCGUAAUAUAAGAAAAACGUUAAUGUUUUUUGUCGCUUCCUCAUCCUUCAACUCUUGCUGCUGCGUAGAAACUCGCCUCACACCACAUACCGCGCCGCCCCUGGGGCUGGAGCCUCUGACUCAGUGGUUCUUAAGCUUUUUACUACCACGCCCUCUCCAGGAAUAGACCCCACGGGCUAUCUGUUCGUCUCAUCGCGACUUGAGGUCCCUCGCGUGCGUCGCCGCGGCAAUGCCGACGCUUCACCUUUUGUUUACUUUUAUUUUGGAGGGCUCGGUGUUGUCUACCGCAGCACCGUGCAUAUAGAGCACUUAUUAUGAAACCAUAAGUCAAAAUAAGCACAUCCUCAGAAACAUCAAGUAAAACUAAGCUAGAGAUGCUGGAAAGCAAAAUAGCCAUGAGCGAAACAUUCAGACGAAACAAAUCUCAUGUUGCCCCUGGACUAUAACAGACUCCUGCGUCCACGAGGUAGACACGGGCCCGCACACAUUCGUCACUCAGUCAUCAUGAUUACCAUAACUGACGCAAACUUUAAAACGGAAAAGUAGUGGGUAAUGUUAUAUUUUAUCCCGACCACCAGGUACUGACUGUACCGUGUUUGGACAUUUGCCUCCAAGCCAGGAUUGAGUUCGAGUACAUUUUUCGUACUCGAGUCCAAGUACGCUUCCCCUUCGGUAUCACGAAUCCAAGUACACAUACAAGUACUCAGUUUAAUGGCGGAACUCUAGUCCAAGUGCGAGUUCUUUUGUUCUGUACUCAAGUCUAAGUACAAGUAAUUUAUACUAAUUUAGACAUGAUUUUUCUGCUUCGAGACAAGUGGCAAACUGACAACCCCUCUUUGCCCUGGUCACCUGACAUGACCUCAGUGUCAGCUCAUCUCAGGGCCAAGGCCACCAGGCCUCCCCAAGCCCCAAGCUUAGAACACACCUUUGUCAAUUCCUUAAUCUGACCUCACCUCCUCCCACGCACGUCAUCAAACACCACACCAGCCGCAUAUUUGCAGUUGUGGUUGUACUCAAAUGUACUCGAAAGAACUCGUAAACUUACCCAGUACUUGGAGUCCAAGUACGAAUACAAGUGCAAGUACUAAUGAUCUUUUGACCCCGAGUACGAGUACAAAUACAUGACAUUGUGUACUUAAGUACGAUUACAAGUAAGAGUACGUGUACUUGGACCCAAGCCUGCUCCAAGCAAUAACUUGUAUACCGAAAUCUCGAAAUAGAAAAAAGAACCGCACUCACUAGGAUAAGUAGCCCCUAGAGUCUUGCCUUUAUAUCCCCACAUUAUCCCCCUUCCCUCUAUUGUAGGUCGUCGUAAUGUUUUCAGCCGUCACGUGAGGC